Nerophis lumbriciformis (worm pipefish) is the source of this 1913-nucleotide messenger RNA. It is a transcript of the gene foxg1a, whose product is annotated as forkhead box G1a. The record is from RefSeq and is a predicted model, not a curated record. Gene Ontology annotation, cellular component: nucleus. Gene Ontology annotation, molecular function: DNA-binding transcription factor activity; sequence-specific double-stranded DNA binding. Lineage: Eukaryota; Metazoa; Chordata; Actinopteri; Syngnathiformes; Syngnathidae. Gene Ontology annotation, biological process: regulation of transcription by RNA polymerase II.
AGCGCCUGGCUUAAUUAAUUGCUGCGAUCUGGCUCCUAUUGGACGUGCGCGUUCACGCGUGCGUGCGCGUGAACGCGCAUGUGUGUGUGUGUGUGUGUGUUUCCCUUUUUUUUGUGUCUCCAAAGCGAACAUGAAAUAGUUUUUUUUUUUUGUGUUGAUCUUCACUUUCCUUCCUCCUCCAAAUCCCCCCUUCCUUCCUUUCCUCGCGUCCUUUUCCUUUCCUCCUUUUUCCCCCCCUCGUCCCGCUCUCGGCGCAGGGGGCUUUCAGUACCGGAUGAGUUCGGCGAUGUUGGACAUGGAGCAGCGCAAGGAGCUGAAAAUGAUCCCCCCGAAGGCGUCCUUCAGCAUCCACAGUCUGGUGCCGGAGGCCGUGCAGGGCGACAAUAACCCGCAGAACCAGCACCCGCAGCGGGCGGACGCCGACAAGCCCCCCGGCGGGGCGCAGGACGCCAAGGCGGAGAGCAUGAAGAGCGAGGCGGCGGCGGAAGACAAGAAGGAGGGCGGCAAGGAGCCGGAGCCGGCGUCCAAGGAGGGCGACAAGAAGACGGGCAAGUUCGAGAAGCCGCCCUUCUCCUACAACGCGCUCAUCAUGAUGGCCAUCCGCCAGAGUCCCGAGAAGCGGCUGACGCUGAACGGCAUCUACGAGUUCAUCAUGAAGAACUUCCCGUACUACCGCGAGAACAAGCAGGGCUGGCAGAACUCCAUCCGCCACAAUCUGAGCCUCAACAAGUGCUUCGUCAAGGUGCCGCGGCACUACGACGACCCGGGCAAGGGCAACUACUGGAUGCUGGACCCGAGCAGCGACGACGUCUUCAUCGGCGGCACCACCGGCAAGCUCCGCCGGCGCUCCACCACCUCGCGGGCCAAGCUGGCCUUCAAGCGCGGCGCCCGCCUGACCUCCGGCCUCACCUUCAUGGAGCGCGCCGGCUCGCUCUACUGGCCCGUCUCGCCCUUCCUGUCGCUGCACCACCCGCGGCCCGCCAUGGGCUACGGCGGCGCGGCGCCGGCCUACCCGGGCCACCACGCCAUGUCGUACGGCGCCGUGCUGGGACACGGCAACCACGCGUCGUUCGCGCCGCCCGGCGGGCUGAGCGUGGAGCGGCUGGUGGGCGGCGAGCUGCCGUACGCCACGCACCACCUGACGGCGGCGGCGCUGGCGGCCUCGGCGGUGCCGUGCGGCCUCUCGGUGCCCUGCUCGGGGACCACCUACUCCCUCAACCCGUGCUCGGCGGUCAACCUGCUGGCCGGCCAGAGCAGCUACUUCUUCCCGCACAUGCCGCACCCGACCGUGGGCGCGCAGACCGGCAACUCGGCGCCGGGCGGGCGGGCCGCGAGCGCCGCGUCCCCGCAGGCCGUCACCUGUGACUCCCUCCGGCCGCCCAUGAGCGCCUCGCUGCCGGCCUUCUCCUCCGGACUCUCCGCCGGCCUCUCUGACUAUUUCACGCACCAGAACCAGGCCGCCGCCGCCCCCAACCCGCUCAUACACUAACCCCCCCACUCCUCCCCGAACUUUGCCGAACCUGCACGAACCUCGCCGAACUCCACGAGUUCUGACUGUAAGUUGAACAUUUUCCGUGUAAAAAAAAAACAAAAAACAACAACAACAGAAGAAUAUAAAAACAUCCGGGAAGUUUCCAGCUAUUUUUAAUAUUAUUGUUAAUUAUUAUUAUUAUUAUUAUUAUGACGUCUUGUGUGCGCGUGCGCGCGCGUGUCACCGCAGUCAGUAUUAUUUCCACCAUUAUUAGGAGAUUGGGGCGCGCGCGUGACACGCGCACGGACGUCCCCUCCUGUUGGACUCUUUUUUUUUUUUCUCUCCUUGUUCCAACUGUAAACUUGUUCUUUGGCUUUUAUGUCGUCAUCCAAAAAAAAAACAAUAUUCACGGCGUCACGUGUCCUCCUCCUCCUCCUCCUUC